CCAAAGAACAUUUGCCAAUUUGAGAGGUGGAAUAUUUGUUGAAGUGGGUGCAGCUGAUGGAGUAUUCCUGUCUUUAACAUCUUGGUUAGAAGAGGAGAUGAACUGGUCAGGUCUUCUAAUUGAACCACGCUUGCAAGCAUACCAGGAAAUGAGAAGACAUAGAAAAGCAGCAGCAGCUCAGGUGUGUGUGUCCGAUGUGCACUACAACAAAAAGGAAUUGUUUUGGCAGCCAAAGGAAACUGAAUACAUUCAUAGCACAUUUCAGAAGAUAGCAGAAGGCAAAUCUACCCUUCUUCGAUAUGUUGCUAAAGAGGAUCAAGCACUGGGUAAAAUCAUCUCUGUGCCAUGCUUUACUUUAGAUGCACUCCUCCUUGCAGCCAAUAUUACUAAAACAAAACGAAUUGAUUUUCUAGUCGUACAUACUAUGGGUGGAGAAGAUGAAAUUCUUGACAAAUUAACCAGAAGAGAGAUUUUAAUGCUCCUUGUUCACACCAGAGAGAAAGACACAGCUGUUUUGAAUGCACAAAAGCUUAACCUGAAGUUAUAUGACGAGGUUCCAAAUGGUAUUAGCGAUUUUUAUUUCUUUAUAAAUUUAAAAGUUGAUGUUAUAAAAAACACGAAAGAAACCCAUAAUAUAAGUUGUCAGUCAAUAAAAGGAACAUAA
Molecule: messenger RNA, 664 nt
Organism: Macrobrachium nipponense
Lineage: Eukaryota; Metazoa; Arthropoda; Malacostraca; Decapoda; Palaemonidae
Exons: 5
Coding region: 98-664 (188 amino acids)
Source: RefSeq, a predicted model, not a curated record